CUAUUCUAAUUACGGAAUAAUCCACCACCCCCGCACCAUCCGAUUAAUUUUUUUUUUUUUUUUUUUUUCCUUUUAAUCUUUUCUUUUUUUAUAAUUUAUACAUUGUUGCAUUCACAUUAUGGCUUUUCGCUUCAAUUGGCCAGAAUUUGACCAAGAGUUUUACGUGGAGGCCAAGUCUCAGUUAGAGACAGCUUUGAACAAGGGCAACAAACCUCCAGUCAUUGUUGAUCACAUUGCAGUAAAAGAAUUAAACAUGGGCACCAAGCCUCCAGAGUUGGAGAUUUUAGAAAUUGGUGAAUUAGGAAAUGAUAAAUUCCGGGGUAUUUUCAAGCUAAAUUAUGCUGGUGACGCUUACAUUGAAGUACAAACUAAAGUUCAGGCAAACCCGAUGCAUGCUAAAAGUUCUGAACUACCACGUCAUUCACGACCUGGUAUUUUAGCGGCUGAUCAACCUUUGGUGGUGCCAAUGAUCCUUCGUAUAAGCGACUUAAAGCUACGAGGCAUUGUUGUACUUGUGGUUUCUAAAACCAAAGGAGUGACACUGGUCUUUAAAAACGACCCUUUAGAGAGCAUCAGAAUCAGUUCUACAUUUGACAGUGUUUCUAUUCUUCGAGAUUUCUUACAGCGUCAGAUUGAAACACAACUGAGAAAUAUGCUGCAAGAGGAUUUACCAGUGAUGAUUCAUAACCUCAGUUUACGAUUCAUUCAAUCGGAAGCCGAGAAGCAAAAGAAGAAGGAACAAGAAGAACGCACUAAACAAUUAGAAGAAACCAACUCAAUUCGACUUCGAUCCUGGACAAAUUCAACGACAGAUUUCUGUUCUUUACCCGAGUUGGACUUUCCUUGUUCACCCAGCACUAGUACUUUAUAUACACCGCUCUCUAGCUCAUUUGACUUGAAUGAGGAUUACCAUAAUUAUUUAUCGUCUAGUCCCACCUCCACUGUUUUUACACCCCUUUAUUCUGAAACAAACGAUUUCAAAAAGAACGAAUUUUUGAAUAUGGAAGCCACCGAUUAUUUCCAUUGCAGCAGCAAUAGAGCAGUGCCGAUUACUGCUGCCAAUCUUUUUACUCAUAACCGUAGUAUGAACCAAUUAGGCAUUAGUGCCUAUAAAGAAUACCAUCCAAUGAACAACCUCAUGCAAUUACAACACCAACGACAACGACAAGAUUUGAUAUCUGAAAAUUUGUCGAUUGCCACCACCACACCGUGCCUGUCGAUGGCCGAUAUCUAUGCAGACGAUGCAGACGCUCCUUGGUAUGCAGUGGAAGGUCCCGAAUUAUUCUCUUCCUCACUUCAAGUGUAUGAUAUGGCCAUGCACGAAAACAUUCUUUUGAACCCAUCCGAAAAUGGCAUGGCUGCCAGAUUAUUCAGACUCACCAGUGUCAAUUAUACCUUAUCUCCCUUACUAGCAGAAAAUAUUUCAAACUUUACCUUUCGUAGUUUGCCUCAUCUCAAAAAAUCAGCCAAUCCUUCUCCCAGGCACAAGAAAAUCCCAAAGAGACGUGUCACAAGACUAUCCAUGGCCAUACCUCGUCUUUAAAAAAAUUUCGCUUAUUAUUUUAUGUAUAGAUUAUCCCCCCCAACCCUCCCACAUUCACCCCCACUCCCAUCCUUUGUUAAUAAAUUCUCUCUCCUUCUCUUUAUCCUUCCC
Messenger RNA from Mucor mucedo, 1654 nucleotides. RefSeq lists its product as uncharacterized. The transcript has 3 exons. Gene Ontology annotation, biological process: mitochondrion organization; phospholipid transport. The record is from RefSeq and is a predicted model, not a curated record. NCBI's taxonomy places the organism in Eukaryota, Fungi, Mucoromycota, Mucoromycetes, Mucorales, Mucoraceae. The coding region runs from base 119 to 1543 and encodes 474 amino acids. Gene Ontology annotation, molecular function: lipid binding. Gene Ontology annotation, cellular component: ERMES complex.